Strigops habroptila (Kakapo) is the source of this 5851-nucleotide messenger RNA. RefSeq names its product enhancer of polycomb homolog 2 (gene EPC2). Gene Ontology annotation, cellular component: piccolo histone acetyltransferase complex. The record is from RefSeq and is a predicted model, not a curated record. The coding region runs from base 261 to 2684 and encodes 807 amino acids. Gene Ontology annotation, biological process: regulation of transcription by RNA polymerase II. The transcript has 14 exons. Lineage: Eukaryota; Metazoa; Chordata; Aves; Psittaciformes; Psittacidae.
CGGGAUCGCUGGCCGCUUUGGUUAAUGUCCGCCAUGUUUGCCAUGGCGCAGGGAGCGGAUCGAGCGAGCCCGGCGCGGAUCUAGGGCUGCGGGGCGUGCGCUGUGAGCUACGGGCGGCCCCGCGGAGAGCUGUUCCGGGGCGGCGGGACCCUCCAUGGUGGUGCGGGCCGGGUGCGGGAGCGGCUGGGAGGCGGCGGCGAGGCCGCACUGAAGGCCCCCCCGCCCGCCCGGCCCCGGGGUGUUAUUGUGAGGGGGAGACAAUGAGCAAACUCUCCUUCCGAGCCCGGGCGCUAGACGCCGCCAAACCGCUGCCCAUCUACCGCGGCAAGGACAUGCCCGACCUCAACGACUGCGUCUCUAUCAACCGGGCUGUGCCGCAGAUGCCCACGGGGAUGGAGAAAGAGGAGGAAUCGGAACAUCAUUUGCAGCGGGCUAUCUCAGCACAACAAGUUUUCAGAGAAAAGAAAGAGAGCAUGGUUAUCCCAGUCCCUGAAGCGGAGAGCAAUGUCAACUAUUACAAUCGUUUGUAUAAAGGAGAGUUUAAGCAACCAAAGCAGUUCAUUCACAUUCAACCUUUUAAUCUGGACAAUGAGCAGCCAGAUUAUGAUAUGGACUCGGAGGAUGAAACCUUACUGAACAGACUAAAUCGGAAGAUGGAAAUCAAGCCGCUGCAGUUUGAAAUAAUGGUUGACAGACUCGAAAAAGCCAGUUCUAGUCAGCUUGUAACACUUCAGGAAGCUAAAUUGCUGCUAAAUGAGGAUGACUACCUUAUUAAGGCUGUAUAUGACUACUGGGUAAGAAAGCGUAAGAAUUGCAGAGGGCCAUCUCUCAUCCCCCAAAUCAAACAAGAGAAGAGGGAUGGCUCCACCAACAAUGACCCUUACGUUGCCUUCCGGAGGAGAACUGAGAAGAUGCAGACAAGAAAGAAUCGAAAGAAUGAUGAAGCAUCUUAUGAGAAGAUGUUGAAAUUAAGAAGAGAGUUUAGCAGAGCCAUAACAAUUUUGGAGAUGAUUAAGAGAAGAGAGAAAACGAAACGGGAGCUAUUGCAUUUAACAUUAGAAGUUGUUGAGAAAAGGUACCAUUUGGGCGAUUAUGGAGGUGAAAUCCUCAAUGAAGUGAAGCUUAAUAGACCUGAAAAAGAGAUGAGCACAACUCCAUCCACUCUUCAUAAUGGAAAUCACCACAAAGUUCAAGAAUGUAAAGUUAAGCAUCCUCAUCAUUCAUCUCUAAAGGAGGAGGUGUCAGAUGUUGUACGUCAAAAGAAGAAGUAUCUAAAGAAACCUAAAAUAGAGUGUGUAGUAACUCCACAACAGCCCUCUACAGAGCCCUUGCCUGUUAUCAACAAGAGCGACAUUAAACAGUAUGACUUUCACAGUUCAGAUGAAGAUGAAUUCCCACAGGUACCCUCACCAGUAUCAGAAACGGAAGAAGAAAAUGAUCCUGAUGGACCUUGUGCUUUCAGGAGAAGAGCAGGAUGCCAGUAUUAUGCUCCUCGUUUGGACCAAACUAAUUCUUCAUAUGAAAACUCAGAAUUGGCAGAAUUGGACAAACUGAGGUUCAGGCAUUGCCUUACAACCCUUACAAUUCCAAGAAGAUGUAUAGGAUUUGCAAGGAGACGAAUUGGCAGGGGUGGAAGGGUUAUAAUGGACCGAAUAUCCACAGAGCAUGAUCCUGUCUUGAGACAGAUUGACCCGGAAAUGCUGAACAGUUUUUCAAGCUCUUCCCAGACUUUAGACUUUUCUUCUAACUUUUCACGGACCAAUGCUUCCAAUAAACGUUGUGAAAACAGACUGUCCCUUUCUGAAAUACUAAGCAAUAUCAGAUCAUGUCGACUGCAGUGUUUUCAGCCACGGCUACUAAAUCUACAGGACAGCGAUAGCGAAGAAUGUACCUCAAGGAAACCAGGGCAGACGGUGAAUAAUAAAAGAGUCUCUGCAGCAUCUGUAGCUUUAUUGAACACCAGCAAGAAUGGCAUAUCAGUAACAGGGGGUAUCACAGAGGAACAAUUUCAGACACAUCAACAGCAGUUAGUUCAAAUGCAGAGGCAACAACUUGCUCAGCUUCAGCAGAAACAGCAAUCUCAGCAUUCCUCACAACAGACACAUCCAAAAGCACAGGGCUCCAGCACCUCUGACUGUAUGUCAAAAACACUUGAUUCAGCCAGUGCCCACUUUGCUGCAUCUGCAGUGGUUAGUGCACCUGCUCCUAGUCGCAGUGAGGUAACGAAGGAACAAAACAGCAGCCACAACAAUAUUAAUGGUGUUGUCCAGCCUUCAGGAACCUCUAGAACUUUGUACUCCACCAACAUGGCUUUAUCAUCCAGCCCAGGGAUUUCAACUGUACAGCUUGUAAGGACAGUUGGCCACACCACCACAAACCACUUAAUUCCAGCAUUGUGCACAAGCAGCCCUCAAACGCUUCCCAUGAACAAUUCUUGCCUGACAAACGCAGUGCACCUCAACAAUGUCAGUGUUGUUUCUCCAGUCAAUGUGCAUAUCAAUACAAGGACUUCAGCACCAUCGCCAACAGCCUUAAAACUUGCCACAGUUGCUGCCAGUAUGGACAGAGUGCCAAAGGUAACUCCUAGCAGUGCCAUCAGCAGUAUAGCAAGAGAGAACCAUGAACCAGAACGACUGGGUUUAAAUGGCAUAGCAGAGACAACAGUAGCCAUGGAAGUGACAUAACCUCAAACCAGUGUCACAGCCUGGGCUCAUGGUGUAGUCAUUUAUAUUCCAACUGAAUGCAAAACACAGCGCUCUGUGGAUCACAGAGAACUAAAAUGGACCUAAAUGGACUAUCAGUAUAUCGUGUAUUAAGUCGAUAUAUAAUGUAAAUUUUGUAAAAUUGGGAAAAUCACUACCUUGUAAAAUAGUUUAUUUGUAUCAUCAAUAUUAUUUCUGUUACUUGAAUAGUAGAUAUUCAUCAUCAUGCUUUUGCACUUGAAUUUGCAACUGAAUGGAUUAAAAAAUAAUUCUUUAAUGGGAUCAUGAGCAUGAAAUGGGAUCCUGCAUCACUUGUUUUAACUAUUUAUUUUGCCAUGUUUACAUUUUGUAUCUUGUACAAAUAAAUCCAACUUUGUGUCUAAAAAAGAAAAGUUAAAGAUUCAUAGCUAGGAAACAAAAUUCUUGUAAUUUUUUUCUAAAGAAAAUGUAAAGUUUUCACUUGGUUCAUUUUGUUUCACAAUUUGACUAGAUGGACUUUUUGGUAAAUACUUUAGUGGCAUUUCACUGUCAAAUAUGAAGUUCAAGGCAAAAUAGUAUUUUCUAUUACUGUGCAGGGGAAAGGGAUGGAUCGAUACAUGCAAAUUUAAUGUAGUAACUCACUUUUCCAUAUAUUUUGAAUGUAUAUUUCUAUUUAUAAUACCAGUUUAUAAAAAAUAAUUACACAGGAAAAAAAACUGACUAGGAAAAUUAUGCAUCUAGCACAUAUAAAAUUGUGCAGAUACGAGAAAAUUUUCAACUGAUUACAUUUUAUCUGAAGACUGCAUAUUUUAACCGGCUUUAAAACUGUAACACACCACAUAAAGGAUAUUUUACCAGGUAUGUAUUGCAUUAUAUAUCAUUGCAAUAAUUAAUUAUUGGAUGUCUAGAUAUCGAGCCAUCCCAGGUGGUGGGGGGGAGGGAGGGUUGUGGCAAGAUUGUCUUUUCAAUUUUGGAGAGUUUUCCUGUGGCUACAAGGCAAGUAACGGGUUGGAAAAAGUCUGACUGUAAGCGUUGGACACCUUUGUAGUGUAGUGUUUUAGUGACUUUUUUUAUACGGUUCUUGUAAAUUAGAUACGUGUAGUGGUGUUUCAGAAUGUUUGUUUAUGCACUAGUUCAGACAACUUUCCCUGUUACUUGUUCUUGAUAAGUGAAAACUGCAGGGAAAUAAAAAUACAUAUCAAAACAUGGGCAUGUUGCAUAUGUGUUUAUUUGACAAUGUGCAAGCAACUGCAGUAUGAAUUUUGGAGGCUAUUCAUGGUCUUCUGAUGAUUUUGAUCAAAGCUUGUGCACUUUUCUUCCCCAGAGUUUCACUUUAUAUGAUUGCCACCUGUGCUUAUAGUAUAUGGCAGGGGAGGAAUGGUCCGGUAGUUGGGAUGUGAGACCUGGGAAAAAUCAGGAUCAGUUAGUUUCUUGUUCUGCCAAAGAAACUUCUGGUAUUACUUUGGGCAGAUCAUUUGAAUUUUCUGCUGUUUGGGUCUCCACCUGUAAUUUGGAUGAUGUUUCUGUAUUUCUUAAAAUCACAGAAUCACUGAGGUUGGAAGGAACAUCAUGACAUUGUCUAGCCAAGCACCCCAAAGGAAGUCAAGGAAUGAUUUGCACAUCUGUCGUGCAGUCAGUGUAUUUUUCCUCCUGGCUUUUUAUAUGAAGAGCUGUAUUUAUUCUAAGCUGUCGUUAAACAUGUUUUGUCUUAUGUUCUGUAAGUUAAAAGUUCUGACAGUUAAAAACUUGCAGAGCUUUAAAUACUGGGAGCUUGUCAGAAACUCGGAUGUCUAAAAUUAACUACUUUUUGCUUAUCUGAUGCUUUCUAGUCCGUAUGACGUCUGCAAGGAGAGUGAAUGAUUAUAUUUAUAGAGAACAGUCAAAGGAACCUGUGACAUACCAGUCUGACUCCCCUAGAAAUCAUUCUAUAUAUAUGCACAUGACGUUCUCAUAUAUGUCUAAGGCUUUCUGGGUUAAUUUCUGGAAUGACUAUGACCUACGUAGUCUGAAGUAUUAAUUAACUUUUUUUGAAAGCAGAAUUGUUGCAAAACAGAGUCUGAAAAAGAAGUUACUCUCCUUGAUACAUAAAAAUAAUCUUGCUUCUCUAACAUAGCCCAAAACUCUUUUGAGAUUUACUGAAAAUGUGAAGUCAUUUCUUCUGCAGAGUGAAAGUUGUGCACUUAGCAAAUGACAGCUGCUGAGCUCUGUAGUACAGACUCCUCUCCCUGCAAAUGCAGAUCACUUUGAGGCUAAACUGGACCGAAAAUUUCUCUAAGAUUGCUCUGUAUCUAUGACUUGCUAUAGACUAAUCCUCACCUAAUUACUUAAAAAAACCUUUAGCUGGAGCUUCUAACUUUUAAUGGAUUCUGGAAAAAUGUGAGAUGGGGAAAACGAUUUUGUAAACUCCUAAGGCUGUAAUGGUAAGUGUGCCAUAUAUUGAGUUAGAUUUAAAGGAUUAGUAUUGAUGUAACUUUCUGUAAAGUAGAACUCUAAUGGUCAUCUUAAGAAUUUCUAGCAAUUAAUUGUGUGCCUCUAGUGCAAGAAAAGGAGACUGAUGAAGAUUUCUAUGGACUUUUAUUCAUUUUAUAAAAAGAGAGAGAAAAAAUUGAGUAUUGUUAGAAAGUCUGGUACUUUCUCCUGACACUGGUAUACAGCAGGGAGCACCAGUGACUGAGUUACUUUUGUGUGCUCUUUUAAAAGUGUGUUGAGAAUAUGACUUUUUUAAUUCCCCUAUUUGAACAUCAUGCAUAUCUGCAACAUGAUUUCAGUAGUGAUUUCUGUUUAUUACAUAUUAGGCAAUGUAAUUCAGGUAAGAUUUUUGAAUGUAGUUGAUCUACAGCAAUUUAUAUUGAACUUCAAGCGUAACAUGCAGAGUUUUCCUUUAAUGUCAGAUACUAGAAAAAUGAUUCUCUGAUAAGGUUUAUCUAAUUAAUCUAUAGACUGACUGAAGUUUGGGGGUGUGUUUAAUUGUAGGCAUUUUGUUUCUAAUUCUGCUUAGGGCUUUUCCUUGCUUUUCCUGACAUCUAACCAAUAUCAUAUUCUAUUUACAGAGGUGUCCCUUCCCUUUAAUCCUCUACACUAAACCACAUGUGCGGGUUUUCCCCUCCUACCAACAAGCCGACAGUGACUGCAGCCCUUUUGUGGUUUUCAUGAGGCUCUGAUUUUGAAAC